Molecule: messenger RNA, 1983 nt
Organism: Cladocopium goreaui
Lineage: Eukaryota; Dinophyceae; Suessiales; Symbiodiniaceae
Source: the annotation of a GenBank genome assembly
AUGCCCAUGUCACUGAGAACGCGGAGGCAGAGGAGGAUGACGAGGGCGACAUGUCGGAAGGUGAAGAUGAGAUGUUCCCUGAAAGCGACGAGGAGACCCAGGAGGCUCACCUUUCAGAACGCCAAGUCCAAGUACCAGGCGCUGCUCAAAUCUCGGGGCACUGCGACGAAUCAGACCAGCAAAGAGGAUCGAAUCAAACAGGCCAAAGCCCGUUCAUACUGCUCAGCAUGCAAGCGUCGAGGCCAUUGGCAUCGAGACCCUGAGUGCCCACUCUACAAAGGGAACAAAGGUCCUGCUCAACCUGCUCAGGUAUCUCAUGUUUGUGAGGUCUUUCAUGCUGGGCGCGUCGAGAAUGCCGAGAUUGUUGCGAUCACCGACAGUGCCUGCAGCCGUUCUGUGGCUGGAAGUGAGUGGAUCAAGCGCCUUCGUGAGAAUGCAUUGGCCAAAGGCCAUCACUUUGAAGUAGUCCCACAACAUGAGCAAUUCAAGUUUGGUGGAGACAAACUGUUUCUGUCAAAGAAAGCUUGGUGUUUUUGGCUGAACAUAUGCGGAAAGUGGUUUAUUUUGAAGGUGUCUGAAUUAGAUACCGAUGUGCCUUUGCUUUUGAGCCGCCCAGCAUUGGCUCAGUUGGGCAUGCGAUACGAUUUGCCAGCCAACAUGGCAUCCUUUGGAGCACUCAAUUUGACUGAGGUGCCUUUGCAAACCACUUUGACCGGCCUCCCAGCUGUGCCGGUCGCUUCCAGUUCUAGCCCUGCCCCACGAUGGCCAAAGGGCAUCAAGUGGGACCUAGUUGAGAUCUUUGUACCGUCCGAGAAGGUGGCAUACAUGGUGCGUCAUGCGGGUGAUGUUGUGGAAGCCCCCAAGAAGUUGUUCUACCCCAAGAAGAUCGACCCUAUGGUGAUGUCCAAACCUGCCUCAGUAUGGAAGAUGCUGCGUGCGGAGCUUCUAGAAGCCUUGAUCGACAUGAACGUGAAGUACGACCCAAGCAUGACAGUGCCGGAGCUGAGGUCGAUCUACAUGGAGGCCCGUGGACCUCAAGGGAAAACUGGCUUGGGGUUGACAAAGUGCAGCGUCGACCAACUGAAAGAGCGGUGCUUGGAGGAGGGAUUGGAGAUACCACCAAAAGCCACACAGGGUCUUCUGAUGAGGAUGCUGCGCUACAGUAUGGAGACCACGGGAGACAGCGAGGUGACCUUCGGGCAGUACAAGAACUACUUGUUCAAGGAGGUGCCGAAGGACUACUUGGAGUGGGCCAUCACGGAAUGGAGCACGUCCAACCAGUGCAGCCCCGACCUGGCUCGUCUGGCUCGAUGGGCCGACCGUCAAAAGCAGGGAGUGGGCCGCGCUCAGGGCUACGGAGCCAAGUCCUCGAAGGACCCGGAGCUGACGGCAAAGACCAAACCACCCCCUGUGGUCCACAACGUUCGUCCUCGCGCACAGCCCAAGGAGAAGAACGUCACACCGGUGCGAAAGUCAAAGACAAGGCCUUUGGAGGAGUCCGACGAUUUCUCUAUGGUGUCUUCGGUGGGACGAGGAGAUCCACGAGCUGCAGGAACGCCUCAAGAUCCUACAGACCAUCAAGAUGGCAGAGGAUGCUGCAAAGAUCGCCGUGCCGAGGGAUGGAAGUUUGGAGAGCCAGUGAAAAUCAGUGACUAUGAGAAUGUGGACGUCUACGGCAAGAGCACUAACCUCAAGGAUGUGGGGGGAUCAUCACCGGCCUAUGUGACUGAGAAUAACAAGGUUUCAAACUAUGAGGUGGGCAGGGUUCCACACUAUGAGGAUGAGUAUAACCUGGCCGCUGAUGAGCCCUACGGCAAACAUGUCCCUGAGGCGAUGGAGUUCCAGCUCAUCUACGGUGGUGACUACAAGGCAACCCGGAAACUGUUAAAAGAUGAGAUGCGCCGCAAUUUCAAGAAGAACUUUGGUCGCUGUAUGGGCGUUUCCUUUGCACGCUCCUGCACUUCACUUCAUUCCCAAUGCUGA